Molecule: messenger RNA, 2775 nt
Organism: Trametes versicolor FP-101664 SS1
Lineage: Eukaryota; Fungi; Basidiomycota; Agaricomycetes; Polyporales; Polyporaceae
Exons: 2
Coding region: 1-2775 (924 amino acids)
Molecular function (GO): protein binding
Source: RefSeq, a predicted model, not a curated record
AUGGCACAACUCCGCGUCUUCCUUGACCUGGACACCCUUCAUGACAAUUCACGGCGCUACACUGUUCGGCACAUCCGCCAUCGCUAUCUCCUGUGGAAGCGUGAGAACGUCCUGCAACAUCUUGAACCUCGCUACAUGAGCUCUAUCAUACGCCUGCUCGGUUCCUUGUCUAUGUCUACUCCCGGGAAACCCUUCAACUCGCUGCAUACCCAUCCUCGUUUACCGGAUAUGCCUGAGUCGAACUAUACACCUCAGUGGGAUAUGAUCAUCAUGCUCUGUCAAGACAAACAUCGUCUUCGGUAUCCUCUAUGGACAUCCGAUCGGUAUUGGCUCAUGCGUGCUCGAAUUGCCAAAUUCCGCGAGCAUGCGGAAACUGAUAGAGCUGGAUCGGAGGCGUGGCUGUCUGCUGCGGGACAAUGUUACAAUGCGAUCCGCGGUACAUCUUCCCAUCCCGAGCUGCACCUGUCCUACCUUCAAGCCCUUCUAGUUGAGCCGUCCGACAAGCGCUUCCAAGAAUUUAUUACGCAUGUUGCGAGCAUUCUCACGCAAACUGGCUGGAUCCACCCAUCUCUCAGUCUUCUACUAUUCCAGUCUAUCGUCAGCGAUACCAACAUCCCGUCUACUUCGAAGCAGGAGCUUCUACUGGCUAUCUCGAGUCGCGUUGCGGCUGACUGGCCGACUGUUACCAUGUCUUCGAACUCCCCUUCUGCCCAGGCCACCUUCGUCGUCUCGGGUGCCCACAAACUAGUCGUUGCGUUGGAACGUGCUGUGUUCGGGAAUAGCUUGCUCCCCGGAGCUACAGGCGAUUCACUUUCCCGGUGGGCACGAGCAGUUGCACGUCGGGUGUUCGCAGUACCUCAUGACAUCGACCAUACGGACGACUUGGGUUGGACCUGCCUCUGCUUACUCGCACUCGUACGGACACGCACGGCUGAGUGGAGUGGCGACAGCGCGGAGGCGUCCAGCGACCCUAUCCGACGGGCAGCAGUGAUGGAAUGGCAGACGGUCUGCAUUCUCGCGGCCGUGGAGAAUUUACUGGACACCGGACGGUCUUCCCCUAGCGAUGCACUCCCGCUUGAGGUCGUCCAGGGUUUCUGUGGCGUCCUUCGCAAGCUUUGGGGCGACUGGACGGCGAUCCCUCUCGAAGACGCCCCGCCUCGCCCUCUCUAUGUCUCGCGUCUCAUCUGCGCCUCCACGCUCAAACUCGCUGGACGCCUCGAAGACAAGGUUCUGCUCGACGCCUGUCGUGAGUACUGUGUCACGGCCAGGCUUUGGUCUUGCCAGGAGUCCAGCUCUGACACCGAAGCGGGCUUGCAAGAGCUAGCGACGGAGCAGUUGUAUGCCGCGCUGAAGUGCGGGACGUUCUUCGAGCGCGCGUUGGUGGACUUGGUCGUCUGCACGACUGACAUGGGUCUCCUCACCGCCGCUACGGACGCUGCGGUCAUGCGAUACGCGGGUCUCGAUCCGGAGCAUGCUCAGGAGCUCGUCGCGUGGGCGAGGAACCGCGGUAUCGCUCCGUCUGGGAAGGCCGUCGCGUACGUCGGGAUUGCCUUGGCACGACACGGCAUGAGCGACUACCUGGACCGUUACAUCGACGACCCCUCGCUCUCCUUCGAGCAGCGUGCGCAAGUCGUGAUGGCGCACUUGCGAACGUUCGCCGCGCAUGGUCGGCGGUUCAUAGAGCCUCGGGCGAUUGCGGAUAUAGGCCGAAUCGCUGUCAACCUCUCAACGUGCGUGGCCGAACCCGGGCCGCUGCUGGGCUGCCUUCAGUCCUCCCUUCUCGUGCUCAUCCGCGAGGGCUAUGCUGCAAGGGCCGUCGCUCUCACCGAGGAUGUGGUGCAGAAGCACCCCCCUGCUCUUACCGAGCGACUCUGCUCCUACGUUCUCUCUGCUCUCCUGAGGUAUAGGCGAUUCAAGCUAGCCCGGCGCCUUCUCGCUCGCUGCGCUCCCCUGCAUCCCGACAGGGCUUCCGACUGGAGUAUUAUGGAGGUCUUGCGUUCUGCUCGGGGCAACGCCAGUCGGCUGGCGUCACAGCUGGCGGCAACGAGUGCCAUGAAGCAGCCACUCCGUUCAGCAGCCCUAACGUCCUCUCGCGUCGGUCGCGGAAGGAAGUUGCCCAUCGUUUCGACACUCCAUCUACCCUCUCUGUACGGAGCGACCUCGGACCCGGACGUGGCUCUGCGCGCACUGCUGGCCCUCAUUCGUAUCGGGCGACUCCACGCCGCGAAGAAGCUUGGCGAACGCAUUUCGCAGCAAGAGAGCGUGGAGGUGCGCACCGUCGCCGGCAACAUGCUCCUCGACGGCGCUGCGACCCGCGCCUCGCGUGGACAGAGGGUGCGCGAGACAGCGUACAUAUAUCGGACGCUCACGGAGAAGCACGCGUUCGUUCCGGACCGGGUCACAGUCAACAUCAUGCUUAAGGUGCUGCUGUCGGACAAGGAUCUCGACGUGGCAAAGGCCCGCACGUUCUUCAAUGCUGUCGUGAAGAUGGGCUACCCAACUGGCGUUGUGCCCCUAGGGGGAGCGGCCCCUGCUGUCAAGACGUUUCCCUCGCUCUUCGUGGGUGACAUCGAAGUCCCGCGGGUGAACUCCCCCGUCAUGUACAUGCGGCAUGUGCGGCCGCUGUACAAGACGUUCGUUAAGGCCUUCUAUGGAGUGGGAGACGUCGACGCGGCGCGGAAGGUCCUCGGGAUCUUGAAGGAUCUGGAGGCCCAGAACGCCCGGCGGCUGGUGAAGGGGAGGGAUUGGGAUGUGGCGGGUGGAGGACGGACGUGA